Molecule: messenger RNA, 1011 nt
Organism: Acanthamoeba castellanii str. Neff
Lineage: Eukaryota; Discosea; Longamoebia; Acanthamoebidae
Product: peptidase, M20/M25/M40 superfamily protein
Exons: 7
Coding region: 1-1011 (336 amino acids)
Biological process (GO): proteolysis
Molecular function (GO): metalloexopeptidase activity
Source: RefSeq, a predicted model, not a curated record
AUGAAGAGGUCGAUGUGGGCGCUGGUACUGGGGGUGGUGGCCGCUGCCCUGUUGUUCCUGGGUUCGGUUUCGGCCGAAGAGCCCCGUCGCUGGAUUGAGCUCGAUGAGGGCGUGCGGGUUUGGCGCACCGAGGAGCAGAUCCAACGGCUCAUCAACGACAAGAUCCACUUCAUGGACGAGGACAUCGACGCGCUGCUGAAGGAGCUGUCGGCCGAGGAGAUUGCCAAGACCAUCACCAACCUGUCGCAGCUCUACACGCGCUACUACACCUCCACCACCGGCGUCGAGGGCGCGAAGCUGCUGCACAGCUGGUACAGCGAGUUCGGCCGCAACCAGUCGCACGUCUCGGUGCGCUUCUUCGACCACACCUGGGCGCAGCCCUCCGUCAUCGCCCGGAUCGAAGGCACCGGCGAGAAUGCCGACGAACUGGUCAUCAUCGGCGGCCACGAGGAUUCCGUGGGCUAUUCGUCGACCGGCAGGGCACCCGGCGCUGACGAUGAUGCGUCGGGCUCGUCGUCGGUGCUCGAGGUGUUCCGCGUGCUGGCCAAGAACGGGUUCAGGGGCAGCCGCUCGAUCGAGUUCCACGCCUACGCUGCGGAGGAGGUGGGCUUGCGCGGCUCGCAGGCCAUUGCGAGCACCUACCAGAAAGAGGGCAAGGUCGUGGCCGGCAUGAUGCAACUCGACAUGGUCGGCUACGUGGCCAAGGGCAAUCCCGUGUACGCCAUCGUGACGGACUAUGUCAGCGCGCCGCUCACCCAGUUCGUGCGCGACCUGGCCAAGGAGUAUUCCAGCCUCCCCGUCGUGGACACCCGAUGCGGCUACGCCUGCAGCGACCAUGCGAGCUGGACCAAGGCGGGCUACCCGUCCACCUUCCCGUUCGAGACGGCCUUCAACCAGGACAACCCCUCGAUCCACUCCCCGGCCGACACCCUGGACAAGAUCUCCCCCGAGCACGCCCGCGAGUUCGCCAAGGUCGCCCUGGCCUUCGCCGUUGAGCUCUCCACCCAGUAG